CCACGUGACUAAUUCCGGAAGCGACCUCUACAUGACCAGCCUUUAGCUACACCAAAUCUCUGCUCGCCCUUAUCUCAAGUUCAGCUGACGUUGCUUGUUUGUGGUUGAUGCCAUUUUCAUUUAGUUGGUAAUUGUAUGUCACUAAUAUGAUGAAUACGUUGACUUUGAAGGCUUUAUUUGGUUGUAAAUAACUAUAUACAGAUUAGCAGCCGCAGACUACGUAAUAGCACGCACACACAAACAAACAUGAACACGAUCAUAUCAGGCAGAGUGCGCAAAUUAGUUUCUGCAACCUUGAUACAACCUUGGAUAUUGCCGAUUAUUACCGCCCCAAAGGUCCAGCUCUCCACUCUACCCACUGAGCCUGUCAUCGCUGCCAAAAAGCCUUUCAAGGUGGAGCUUAUAGGUGGAAAGCGUCACUCAUGGUGCGCUUGUGGACACAGCAAGAAACAGCCUUUCUGUGAUGGAGCCCACAAGACUAAAGCCCAGGGCCUGAUACCUCUGCGCUUCGUCCCUGAGAAGGACUCCAAAGCUUGGCUGUGUGGCUGCAAGUACACCGCUAACCCACCAUACUGCGACGGCACUCACAAGCAGGAAUUCAUCCAGUCUGCCCUGCUCCCAGUGAACACACACUCCUGAAUGGAUAGGAGCUGAUUGUUUUUGUCCAAUUCACUGUGGUGUGGGUCCUCUGAGUUCUGGUCCUGGAGAUGGAGGACCAGAAUCACUGGUUCAGAAGGUAGCGCUAGCAAUUGGGUGAUUGACAGCGAACAGAUGACAUAUACAUAUCUGACAUACUGUGACAUGCUUAGAUCUGAUGUGAAAAGAUCUGAUGUGAUUGGUCAAAAGACCAAUUAGUGGGAAAAAAAAUUCAGAAUUGAGCUGCCUGUCUAAACGCAGUCUUAGGGCCCUCAUUAGUAUAUCAUGGGAAACCAUUGUUUUCCACUCUGGGCUUAGCACUUGCUUUGAACAAAUCUCCCCACGUCAUUCAUACAAGAUUUGCAUGACAUAAGAGCUCUGUG
Messenger RNA from Coregonus clupeaformis (lake whitefish), 1019 nucleotides. Its product is annotated as CDGSH iron-sulfur domain-containing protein 3, mitochondrial. NCBI's taxonomy places the organism in Eukaryota, Metazoa, Chordata, Actinopteri, Salmoniformes, Salmonidae. The record is from RefSeq and is a predicted model, not a curated record. The coding region runs from base 247 to 639 and encodes 130 amino acids. Gene Ontology annotation, cellular component: intracellular membrane-bounded organelle. The transcript is spliced from 3 exons. Gene Ontology annotation, molecular function: 2 iron, 2 sulfur cluster binding.